This is a messenger RNA of Amoebophrya sp. A25, 4128 nucleotides long. NCBI's taxonomy places the organism in Eukaryota, Dinophyceae, Syndiniales, Amoebophryaceae. The record is from the annotation of a GenBank genome assembly.
GGCUGUGAUCGUGAGUUGCAUUCUGAUCAGCGUUCAAUCUUCACGUACAGGUUGACGUCAAAUUAAAUAUUGGAUUUUUAACCUGAACCACCUCCACCACUCAGUGAACCACAGGAAGCAUACACGAAUCGACGAUAUACUAUGUAUAGUAUCUAUCAAUCUGCUUCUGCUUGUAGGCCCCCCUCCUAACUUCGUCUUGGUAGCUCUCCGGCUGACUCCGCUCUCCAGCAUACGUAGAUAGAUUCAAUCAAGAAGAAACAUCAAAACGGCAAAUACAUUCCUCUCCGAAAAGAUGGCAAUGUUCGAAAUCGUGGAUGCUCAGGGAUCCUCCUUUAUUGGCUACGGCCAGAAAGAAUGUCGCGCUACCCGCGACAUCAGCGAAGGGGAGAUUAUUUUCCGAGAAGCCCCUCUAAUGCGUUAUUACAACUACGCUGGUGGACGUGGAGCAACAGCAACUACAGCUACAGGUAAAAAGCUGUCUGAUGCGGUAAACGGUUCCUCAUUCGUGAACAGCCAAGGAGAGCAAACUCAUGGUCGUUUUCCUGAUUCGGCAACUUCUGGCGUGGACGAGUUUUUUGAAGAGGAUGCGACAGUGAGACUGCUCGAUGCUGAGUUUCGAAAGGGUCUUGAGGGCUAUCAUCCUCCAAUUGCUAUUGCUAAUGGAGGGCAGUACAGCGAUCUUGCAAUUGAACAUCCCUCAUCUUGUACUACUGCAGCAACUUCCGAAGUCGUCGAUACUGCUACGGAGGACCACGAAAAUACGAGUACUACUGGCGAUGGUAGCGAGAUAGAUGAGCACAUGAAUGCUCGUGAUAUGAUCCGCAACAAAAACGUGGGACAGCUGACCCGUCUAGAGAUCCCGCUUUUUUCCAACUUCCUCUUACACAAUUAAGGCAAAGGCCCACCACGCGGAUAUAGUUUGUUCAUUCUCACAGCUGAUUCUGAUUUUGCUUUUGCCAACAAGAUGAACUCUUGCAGAGAUAAUCCGUUUUUUGUAGUUCUUAACCGUGAAGACCUUAAAAAAAGCGAAAUAUCUUUCUAUUUGUCUUGAAGUAGAUCAACAGCAACGCUGCUAUCCGUGCUGAGCAGUUCUAAUGAAAAAAGAGAAGUGGAGCUGCUGGUAGUGGUAAAGACGGCGACGAUUAUAUGCAAAGAGUACGAUGGCAGACGCUGAUGAAGAUAGUCGGUAAAAACAAACAGUGGCUGAGUAAAUUCGUGACGCAGAAGACGUUUAUCAAAAGGGAACAAGACCGCGAACUGUUAUUACAGAUUUUGACGCAGUUCUUCGAUAUUUGUAGCGGUUGUAGUGAAGAAGAUGGCGCCGGCAGCAGCACUAGAGGUACGAAAAACGACAUGACUAGCAAGCGUGAGGAGGAGCAGAUGCGGUCUAUACUCGGUUUGACCAGCGACACAAACCUAUUUGAUGUCGCAUCUUUUGGUUUGGCCCGCAGCAAGUUCGGGUUUUCGAGUGGUGACACUCGUCUGAAGGUCAAGCCUUCUGCUUUUCUCUCGUGUUUUACCUCUUUUGCUUUUAGCUUGUGGAGGAUCUGGAAGAACAACGCUUUGCCGACACCCACACGACAUUUACUUACGGCUGAAGAGUAGAUUAAAAACAGAGAGUACUCUCCUAGAACCUAGGUUCUCGUACUUCUAGUAAAUUGGUUGACUCUUCACAUGGGCUUCUUAGUUACUUCCCUUCGUCUAAUGCGAUGGAGAAAGGAUGCCGAUCAGCGGACGACGACAUAUUGGAGAAACAGCAAGUCUCCUGUCUUUGUCCAACGAUCGCCCGUUUUAACCAUGGCUGCAUGCCAAACGCUAUGUUCGACUGGCGUUUUAAGGAAGGUGUGCGAGAGGAGCAAACGAGAGGGCACGAUAUCUUUCUAUGGCUACCACUAACGCGAUGUUCAGUGAUGACGUCUUAUUUUCAAUACUAUCCGUUGACGUUGACUCUGAUGUCGUGAUUAAUGUGAUUCAUUCAGGUGCGUAUUUAAUCAGCAACUACCGAGAUGAUGAUAAGAACGGCAUUCAAUUUACUUCAACGUCUUCAACAUACAACUACUACUACACACAUGAAUGCUUCCGGUAUAAUUUGGUAACCUGAAUUUGAUCACAAGGAUUCUCUUCUUGUUUUCCCUUAUGAUCAAAAUCAGGCUACCUAAUACCACAACAAUAAAACGCAGCAUGUUGAACAUGCUUUAACUGCAUUCAUCUGCUAGAAGUUGUUGGCUCUAAUCAUCGCACCCGCUCUUGGCGAAGAGGUUGUAGUGGCCACGGUGCCGAUCCGUAGGGGUGAGGAGAUCCUGGUCAAUUACAUCGGACCAGAUCCGUGGGCAAUGAGACUCGCGGAAAGGCAAGAGAUCUUCGCACGUGAUUUUGUUAAGGCUCAUGAUGUUGAUGUUGAUCACGCGUAAAUGAUUAGCGAAGAUAUCUCCGGUAUAUUAUCUCUGGAUCAUUCAUUGCUGAAUUGAAGUUGAUCUUCUAAGUACUUUAUGUUUAUGUAAGUAUGUAAGCAAAAGCAGCUCUAAUUUUGGUUUUCAUUGCCGCUGCUAUCUUUGCAGCUGCGAAGAUUUGCUUGUUGAUGAACAAGUUGAAUCGUCUCCAGCUGAGUCGCCUCCACGACCAAAGAAAAGAAAUUCCAGAACAACUCUAGCGCAAGAUGAACCGGUGACAGAACAAAAACGACAUACAUCUAGUACGUCGACGACAAAUGACUGCGAGCAAGACGAUGACACUCCUAAUGUGGAAGCUCUGCGCACAUCAGACGCGAACCGCGCAAAGCUCAAAUCAUUUGGGGAUGUCUUCAAGGCUGGAUUUCUAGACGAAUUAUUAGAGCCGGAUGGCGCCAUUAAGCUGUGCGAGGACCUCUUGGAGCUGUACCAAGCGGAGUACCAAUCCGCGCAUCCUGGCUACACUUCUCAAGUCCUCCAGACAUGCCUUUUUUACACGAUCAAAAAGGCGGAGGAAGACCAAAGACGGUUGGACAUCCAAGCGAGGGUGUUGCAAAGAAGCAUGAGUAAGAACCAGAAUAUUGAAACCGUCGACCCUGUUACAACAAGGACAACAUCAUCUAGCACUGGAUCACCUGCAACAACAACUCCAGAGCCACCAGCUCCAGAGCCGCCGGCCGCCAACGACGACAAGGAGGCGCUACAGAUGGACCCGAAACUGGCACAGCAAGCGCGAGUAUUCGAACAGAAGCGGGUGAUUCAGCAAAAGCUUCAGCUCAUCAUGUACCAAAAGGCCUUCAGAAUGGCCAAGAGCUCGGUCAGAUUGUGUCAGAUUGCCUACGGAUCCCAUGACCCGCACACGAAGCUAGUCAUCGACAUCCGUGACCUUAUAAAGAAACACCUUGUCGGGAUCUCGAAGACAGUUCUGGAAGCUGCUGGGUCAAACUCUUCAGAUAAAGGUGCCAUUUCUAGAAGUGCGAAACAAGAAGCCGGAACCGGAACCGGACAUAGUUCGUGUACCAACGCAAAAAGUAAUAUUCAACCGGCUCUUGUUAGGCUUUGUCUCUCCGACCAGAUAAAGACGCGCACGCAGCAGGAGAUAAGUGCGAAAUUCGACUGAGGCAACUGUUAAGAUAACAUACGGUUGAGCUAAAAACAGGAUAAAAGAUAACAUGUUCGUAUCCUUGCUUCGUCUACACGAUAGUUAUGUCCCUAGUACUGCUUACUGUUUCGUCUACAUCAUCAACCCAAUAGCGGUAGAUACGCAGUAGCUACUUGAAGACGGCACAUGCGACAACGAACUCACGGAUUGUUCCUAUGAACAGGACCAAAACCAAGAAGAGGUGGAAUGCUAUAUUUUAACGAGAAUGUUGACGGGUGAUACUCAUGACACCAGAGAUUUUUAGAUUUCUUUUGUGCCUUUGCGCCACAGCCACUGAAGACCAAGAUAAAGAUGUCUUUUCGCAUUGUAGCAAAGCCGCUCCAGCACCAGCUCUCAAGGAGGUGGCCGGCGCAUCAAUUUCAAGUUUUUAGAUUAUGACGGUCGACGGUGCUGCAAAUGGACGAGAGCGCUACGAGUACAAAUACGUAGAACCGAAUUAGAGAACUUCAGGUUUAUCAGCCGUGCCUUUAAGUUUGAUUGCUCACAAAGUGUGAUGUUUCACGAGGCAGUAAUUCUAAU